UUCGACAGUUAAUCGUGUUCGAUUACGUGACACCUGCUACAAACAACAGAACUCAAAACCCUAGUAGUCAAAUCGAUCAGGCAAUUCAACCACACCGGAAUCAAUUUCUUCAAAUUCUCCUUCAGAUCAAUCCAAAAAUUCAAACGCAAUGAAUCCAAAUCAAUCGGCGAAACCAGAGGAAUCUCACUCCACCGGUUACGCUCCGUAUCCAAAAAUUGAUCCAAACGACGUCGUUCCUCCUCCGGCCGCUGAGAGCUGGACAUCCGUCCCCGUCGGUUCUCAACCUGAAGCUCCGCCACCGCCGCCACCUGCUGCCGGACAACCGGUGUAUACGGCUGCUGCUAGGGCAUCGGAUGCUCCGCCGCAAGGUGCGGCGACGACGAUGCCUAGUGAAUCUAAUCCUUACAUAACUCCGGCUCCGGUGCCAGCAUCUUCUUCAAAGAAAACGAUUGAUACGGUGAAGGAUGUGCUUGGGAAAUGGGGAAAGGCGGCUGCUGAUGCAACAAAGAAGGGUCAAGAUUAUGCUGGAGAAGUCUGGCAACAUUUGAAAACGGCACCAAGUAUUACUGAUGCGGCGGUUGGGAGAAUUGCACAAGGAACCAAAGCUCUUGCAGAAGGUGGUUAUGAAAAAAUCUUUGCAACAACAUUUGAGACGGGCCCUGAUGAGAAACUUGUCAAGUAUUAUCCCUGCUACCUUUCCACAUCUGCGGGUCCGGUCAUGGGAAUCCUCUACAUGUCAACUGCAAAACUUGCUUUUUCAAGCGACAAUCCACUUUCAUACAAAGUUGGUGAAGAGACACAAUGGAGCUAUUAUAAGGUGGUUAUCCCGUUGCAUCAGCUGAAAGCUGUAAAUGCUUCAAAAAGCAAAGCCAAUCCUGCGGAAAAGUACAUCCAGAUUAUCUCAGUUGAUAAUCAUGAAUUCUGGUUCAUGGGUUUUGUUAACUACGACAGUGCUGUAAAAAACCUUCAAGGCGCUCUUCAAUCGCAUCAUCAAGUGUAACUUCUUUCUUCAUGGGUAUAUUCAAGUCAUACAUGACAAUUUAUUGCGUUGAUGAUAAACCAUGGUCGCUACAGUAAACUGGUUAGAACAUUAUGUGGUAUGGUUCUUGCUGCAUAUUUUAUGUGGUUAGAUACAAGUUGGGUGCACUUUGGUGUUUCGUGUGAUGCUCUUUUAUUUCUUUCUUUCUUUGCAUUAUGUGUUUCGUUGUCGUUUCUCUCGAUAUUUGUGCUAUUGUUUUAUUGUAUAUUUGUAUGAUGUUAAACAUGGCCCUUCGUGUCAUUAAGAGAUUUUUUAUUUGGUUUGUAUGAUUAUGUGGAGACUUAAUAUGUAGAA
Helianthus annuus (common sunflower) is the source of this 1333-nucleotide messenger RNA. RefSeq names its product GEM-like protein 1. The coding region runs from base 149 to 1000 and encodes 283 amino acids. NCBI's taxonomy places the organism in Eukaryota, Viridiplantae, Streptophyta, Magnoliopsida, Asterales, Asteraceae. The transcript is spliced from 4 exons. The record is from RefSeq and is a predicted model, not a curated record.